Rotaria sp. Silwood2 is the source of this 693-nucleotide messenger RNA. The record is from the annotation of a GenBank genome assembly. Lineage: Eukaryota; Metazoa; Rotifera; Eurotatoria; Philodinida; Philodinidae.
AUGCUGAAUAAAUCGGAGUCCUAUACAAUAUCACAAGAUAAUAUUGAUAGACAUUCAAACAUUCGUCUAUCAUAUUGGACAUAUAGUUUUCUAAUAAUAAUAUCAACUCUUCUAUAUAUAAUAUGUUUAUUUUCAUCUGAAACAUGGUUUAUAAUUAAACAAGAUACUAAUAAUGAAACGAUGAUUUAUUUUCAAUCGAAAAAUAUUUGUCUUCGUCAAAAAGAUAAUAAAUUUUGUAUUGAACCAUAUUUACCAAUAAAUCAAUGUGAUGAAUAUGAUUUAAUUCAAUGGACAAUUCGUUGUUCUACAAAAUAUUUUAUUCUUUUUAAUAAAACAUCAGUGAAUUUAUGUAAUUGUUUUCAAAUUCCGUUAACUAAUAUAACAUAUCGAAAUAGUAUUUUUAUAUUUAUUCUUCUUAUAUUAACAAGUUUAAUAACACUUAGUAAAUAUUGUUCAUCAAAACAAUGUAUUUUAUAUUAUUUAAAUAAAUAUCUUCUUUUGAUAUUACUUAUAUCAAUAGUUAGUUUUGAAUUUUAUUUUAUUUAUAUUAUAUUUAAUGAUAAAAAAUCCAUUGAAAAACUAUAUAGGAAUUAUUUUUCAAGAAUUCAAAUUUAUUCAACUAUAUUCUAUUCAUUUCAAAUAUUUAUUAUUAUUAUUCAUGUUAUUUCAAUAAUAAUGCUUAUUCAUGAUUGA